AUUGUCAUUGACAGCUCUUGUGAACUUGUGAAUUUGUUUUAGGCAAAAACAAAAUGCCAGCCACAAUUAUUCAUAGGUUCAUAUUAUGUGUUGGAUUUUUAUCUUUAUCUCACGCCGGAUUUUCGGCAGCACAACACCGCUCGUAUUUAAGAUUAAAUGAAUUGGAUUUCACACACUUGCCUUUAGAUAUUUUUAUCCAAGCUCUGAUUAGUUUGUUCGUAAUCAUGUAUGGUGUACUUCAAGUUGCUGGCGAUUUUAAGGAAAUAAAGGCUUCAGCUGAGUUGGAAAGUCGUUCUUGGGAAACUUUUAGAAAUGUACCAUCAUUUUACACUUAUUCACAUAGAGGAAAGGCAUUUUCAAAAAUGUAUAAACCACCACCAACUAAAGAAAGUUUGGAGGAAGACUAGGAAAACCUUUAUAAUUGGUGGGAAAAUUAUUAUAGGUUUUAGUGUUUAAAUAAUGUUUUGAUUUUUUAUGUUUCUGUUGUGAUGGCUAAUUUAUAUUGAAUUAAUA
This is a messenger RNA of Brassicogethes aeneus, 513 nucleotides long. NCBI's taxonomy places the organism in Eukaryota, Metazoa, Arthropoda, Insecta, Coleoptera, Nitidulidae. The record is from the annotation of a GenBank genome assembly.